Penicillium lagena is the source of this 1197-nucleotide messenger RNA. RefSeq lists its product as uncharacterized. NCBI's taxonomy places the organism in Eukaryota, Fungi, Ascomycota, Eurotiomycetes, Eurotiales, Aspergillaceae. The transcript has a single exon. Bases 1 to 1197 code for a protein of 398 amino acids. The record is from RefSeq and is a predicted model, not a curated record.
AUGCGUGUCGCUGGCUUUCUCUCUCUGCUCGCCGGGCUCUGUGCGAGCGUAGAGGGCGCGCCAAGGCUCCAUGAUCCGUAUGAGCGGAGGACUCAGACUCACACUUCGACGGUGCGCGCUCGGCACACGGAGUUGGGCCAGUUUGAGCCCCAUGGCCAUGUUCCUACUUUGACGGUCGAGAAGACGAGGACGAUCCCGCAUCCGAUUACCUUGUUGUCAACCAUACAUUUCACAACCACUAGGAAGCUCAAGCCCGUAACUGUGACUGAGACGGAUUUCGUAUCGUCUACGCUCUAUGUCACUGCCGCCGCGAAUACCGAUGUCAUCUCCGUCACUUCGACCGAGUUUGAGACGGACGCUGUGUCUCUGACUCCGUCCGCUAUCUCGAGCACCGUCUCAACAGACGUUACGACAACCGUCACGUCGACAUCGACCAUCGAAGCUUCAGGCGGCUUCUUGCCGAUUGCAUCUACUCUUCCAACGGACACGGCAGUGGCGUCAAUCAAACAAGAGCUCAUCAAACGAGAGCUCGACCGCCACCGGUCAAGAUCUAUUGGCUUGAAAGACCUGCGGCAUCCGCAGGCUGUGAAGUGUAUAGAAGAAACAGUCAUCGAAACCACCAUCAUCGAGAUCGUUGUCGGCAAACCAAUCACCAAAACAGUACCUGCAUCAAGAAUCACCACCAGAACAACCAGCGUCAUCACAGCUACAUCCACCAUAAUCCCCUCAGCAAUCUCAUCAACUUUCAUCUACACAACCACAUCAACCCUAUCCCCGACAACAACCCUCCAACCAUCAACAAUAACACUCACACCAACAAACACAGUAACAGCAUCAAGUACAGCAUCUUUCUACGCUGCCUGCGCAACUCCCAACAUCGCUGGCUCACCACUAUCAUCGGACUUCGGCUCCGCAGCCGGUGAAUAUAUCACCCAAGUUUUAUGGACACCUGCGCAGAUCCCGGGCAGUACAUUGCUAACAGGCGAUGCGAGCUCGGCGUAUGACUGCUGCGUGAGCUGUAUACAGGAUGAUAGUUGCGCAUUCAGCACAUUUGGGGUCGGGUACUGCUACUUGGUUAACUCGAGGAAGUGCUCUGGGUCGAACUAUGCGAACGCGCUUGUGGUGCAGGGCGAGAGCGGUGGUCCAAUACAAGUGUCGAAUGGGAAUUGUGGGGUUGUUAUUGAAGGUUCAGGCUAG